AUGGCCCAUUUGAGGGCAGAAAGAGGCCGCCUGCAGGAAUACCAGGUCAUUGGGCGCCAUCUGCCCACUGACGCCAACCCAACCCCAAAGCUCUACCGCAUGCGCAUCUUCGCCCCGAACGAUGUUGUCGCAAAGAGCCGUUUCUGGUACUUCCUCGCCAAGCUCCGAAAGGUCAAGAAGGCCAACGGUGAGAUUGUGUCUUUGAACAAGAUCGCCGAGAAGCACCCCCUCAAGGUCAAGAACUUCGGUAUCUGGAUCCGCUACGACUCUCGCUCUGGUACCCACAACAUGUACAAGGAGUACCGUGAGAUGUCCCGCACCGAUGCGGUCGAGUCUCUCUACCAGGACAUGGCCGCCCGUCACCGUGCUCGUUUCAGGACGAUCCACAUCCUCAAGGUCAUCGAGGUCGAGAAGACCGAUGACAUCCGGAGACCAUACAUCAAGCAGCUCACGACCAAGGACCUUAAGUUCCCUCUGCCUCACCGUGCUCCACCAACCACCGGCAAGAAGGUCUUCGCUGCCACCCGCCCGAACACCUUCUACUAA
Molecule: messenger RNA, 546 nt
Organism: Zasmidium cellare ATCC 36951
Lineage: Eukaryota; Fungi; Ascomycota; Dothideomycetes; Mycosphaerellales; Mycosphaerellaceae
Exons: 4
Coding region: 1-546 (181 amino acids)
Biological process (GO): translation
Cellular component (GO): ribosome; cytosolic large ribosomal subunit
Molecular function (GO): structural constituent of ribosome
Source: RefSeq, a predicted model, not a curated record